Messenger RNA from Cylindrotheca closterium, 1077 nucleotides. The record is from the annotation of a GenBank genome assembly. Lineage: Eukaryota; Bacillariophyta; Bacillariophyceae; Bacillariales; Bacillariaceae.
AUGGGUCGUCCAACGGCAUUGUCGCUUACCGCACUGCUGUCUCCAACAACAAACAACAACAACAAGUACACCACUCGGCCAUCAUACUAUUGGGUCGAGUUACCAGCGUCCUCCUUUGGCAUUGAAUAUGAAAUGAACAAGCCGAUUACUUCGAGAUUAUCGCCCUCUCCUUCCAUUGGAGAACAUCAGCAGGAGCAGUAUCAAGAGCAACAUCAUUCUCCAGCCAAAAUCUUUUGCUUUGAUCACAUCAUCAAGUCUCCACGAAGCAGUAGCAACUGCAGCAGUAACAAGACGAGCAAAAUGAUGCUGACCAGCAAAAUGCUGGCCAAGCGGAAACGAAGGAGGAGGAAAGCACCAUUUGAAGUCAUGAUGAAACAAUUGAAUCUAGUGACGAGUCGAUUCCCUCAAGAGACUGCUAUUCUGUACAUUCGAGAAAUAUUGGAACCAAGUGAUCCCGAGUUUGUGGAAUUGGCUGCACCUAUAGUACGAGCGUCACAGUUGAAGGAAUCCCAGGUGCAAAGACUAAGAGUUAUGCUCCUGCCUCAUCGGCGAGAAGAAAUACUGGUUUCUUGCUUGGAUCAUUACAAAGAGAAUUCCAAGACUUCCAGCUUUGUGAUAUCCUUGGAACGAUCCUUGGCACCUGUCUUGCAGCACUUUGCAGGUUUUCAGCGACGAUAUGCAACUUGCAGCUCUUUGGACGAACGCUUUGAUCUAUUGUUUGGAUUCUCCUAUGCCAUUCAUCGGUACUCGGCAUGGAUGCAUCAAUACGAACGGAAGCGCUCGAGGGAGAAGAUAUUGUCAGCACUGGCGAGACAUUGGAGGCACUUGUUGAUGAAGAAUGACGCCGAAGACUUGGGGUUGGAUCGAGAAUUCUCCUACCCAGCUGUCUUUUGCUUCUUGGACAGACUCAAACAACAGAUCGAGAACAUUGACAUGCAAGGUCUCCCUCCGCUCAACUUUGCCUUCGAGACUGACGACAGCCCUAGGCCAAUACUGAAUGACGAAAGCCGUGUUUCGUUGGAGGAUGAUUCAGUUAGCUUGUCCACCAUGACGACAAGUACCACCGCAAGUUUUUGA